AUGUCACGCCCUAUUGUUAUCAACAUUGCCAGUGGUCAUUAUGCUGGUGCUGAACAAAUAUCAGAAAGUAUAAAAGAAAAGCUGCAAGGAAUCUUCAAACAUGAGAUCAAGAUGAUUAACCUCAACGAACGCGCUAUAUCCCCAAAACAAUACUCGGAUAAGGAUUAUGACUUUAAUAAAAUUAUCAAGGAGAUCGAGUGCUUGCCUUCUACCAGUGGAUUGGUAAUUGUCCUAGUAUAUGGAUGUUAUUCUAUAUAUGAUGCAAAGUUGAACGAGUUAUCGUCACUAAAAGUAUAUGUGGACAGUGACGGUGACAAAAGACUAAUAAACAUGAUAAAUCAGGAGUCAGUAAAUGCAAGCGAAGAGCUAGCGGCAUGCAUUACUCAUUAUAUGGAUCGCUUACGUCCAGAAAUGAUUAAAUAUGUUGAGCCAAGCAAAGCUCAUGCAGACAUUAUUCUUCCUUCUAUGAAUGAUAACUUAGGAACAGCAAUUAUCGUGGAUGGUAUUGUAAAGGUCGUUGAACAGCAUCAAGGUGGGGAACUAAAGGAAUCUCCUACCCUUUUCCCACAUCUAGAUUUCAACAUAGAAAGAUUGGAAAUGGAGUCGGAACGCUACUACGAUUUGAGUUGA
This is a messenger RNA of Kluyveromyces marxianus DMKU3-1042, 630 nucleotides long. It is a transcript of the gene DAS2, whose product is annotated as putative uridine kinase DAS2. The record is from RefSeq and is a predicted model, not a curated record. Bases 1 to 630 code for a protein of 209 amino acids. NCBI's taxonomy places the organism in Eukaryota, Fungi, Ascomycota, Saccharomycetes, Saccharomycetales, Saccharomycetaceae. Gene Ontology annotation, molecular function: kinase activity; ATP binding. The transcript has a single exon.